AUGUCGGAGCAUCCGCGUCCUACGAUAACAAGAACCUAUACACCAGGUUUGCCGGACGCCUCAAAUCACUUCCUGAAGGAACAGAUCUCGAAGCAGCAGAAGAACAACUUUCACUCUACAUCCUUGACCAAAUCUAUUCCAAUGGCCACCAGCAGCGUCAAUAAAACGGCCUUACAUCCUUCGGGAGUUAAACCGCAAGCUGAACACACCGAGCUUGAAGAGGAGCUCCACGAGCGAGCACACAUUGACUACGAUCGCGUGGCCAUCAUCGCUAACCCUUCUGUGCCUGCGUUGUAUGAGGAUGCCCUUGUCUACGAAACAGGCUCAGCGAUAACAUCGUCUGGAGCCCUAUCAGCAUACUCUGGCGCCAAGACUGGACGAUCGCCUUCAGACAAGAGAAUUGUUAAAGAACCGGAUAGUGAGAAAGAGGUAUGGUGGGGCCCGGUCAACAAGCCAAUGUCAACAGAUGUUUGGCGCAUCAACCGCGAACGUGCUGUCGACUACCUCAACACACGAAACCGCAUCUACGUCGUCGAUGGGUUCGCAGGAUGGGACGAGCGUUACAGGAUCAACGUACGAGUUGUCUGCGCUCGUGCCUACCAUGCCCUCUUCAUGCGGAAUAUGCUUAUUCGACCAUCGCGAAAAGAGCUUGAGCACUUCCAUCCCGAUUAUGUGAUCUACAAUGCCGGUGCCUUCCCGGCCAACAGGUUCACCACUGGUAUGACUUCGUCGACUUCAGUGGCUAUCAAUUUUGCCGAGAAGGAGAUGGUCAUCCUUGGUACCGAGUACGCUGGAGAGAUGAAAAAGGGUAAGCGAUUACUUUUCUUUGCGUGUAUUGUUGAUCUGUAG
This is a messenger RNA of Recurvomyces mirabilis, 849 nucleotides long. Its product is annotated as Protein kinase C-like 1. The transcript has 6 exons. Gene Ontology annotation, biological process: gluconeogenesis. The record is from RefSeq and is a predicted model, not a curated record. Gene Ontology annotation, cellular component: cytosol. Gene Ontology annotation, molecular function: phosphoenolpyruvate carboxykinase (ATP) activity; ATP binding. Lineage: Eukaryota; Fungi; Ascomycota; Dothideomycetes; Mycosphaerellales; Teratosphaeriaceae. The coding region runs from base 1 to 849 and encodes 282 amino acids.